AUGGCUUCUCUUGACGAUGCUCUGCAAGGAUCUCUCGACCUUCCAUUUCCUGCGGCUACUAAGCAGGUGGCUGGGAUUGUGGAAGGGGUCCAAACCGACGUCAUGGUCAUGAACUUUAGCGAUAAGAUCAUGCUCACCAUUUCUCAAGAGGGCCGACUAUCUCAUUGGCUUCAUGUACCUCUGGGAAAUCAAAAUCCAGGGACUGAUGGCAUGCAUAGUUUCCCCGAGAACACCGAGGACAGUCUUCUGCCCCUCAGCACCUUGACAGCAACAUCAAUUCUGGGUGGGCAUGGCGCUGGACAGGAUACAAUCGGCCAACUCCUUGCCCGCCAAAUCGGAACUGCAAUUGCUACCAAGUCUCCUGCUGAGAAGCGGCUCUUGGUCGUUGGAUUAGGACUUCGCACCACGGUGUCAGACCGAGAUUCCUUCUUUGCAAUUAUCGACCUUGUUCUGCAAUGCAUCUAG
Molecule: messenger RNA, 465 nt
Organism: Penicillium daleae
Lineage: Eukaryota; Fungi; Ascomycota; Eurotiomycetes; Eurotiales; Aspergillaceae
Exons: 2
Coding region: 1-465 (154 amino acids)
Biological process (GO): proteasome assembly
Source: RefSeq, a predicted model, not a curated record